CAUUUUUCUAUCACUCCCACUAUAAUCAUCCUCGUGAUAUUUUUAACGUGGCAGCACGGUAGCGAGCAGGGAUGAAAGGAAAUUGCGCUGCCCUUUCUUAUAAUCCAAUCAUCUUGCCCCUACUGCUUGCUCCCAUCCUAGACCUUGUUAGAUUCUAUCCUUCCCUCAGAGAUUACCGAGUAUUGACCCUCCCCCCUCACCAAAUUUCUGUUUCAUUAGUUCUCUCCUCCACCUAUCUGCAUUAUUUACCUCCUUUUUCUAAACGCCUCUAUAUUCCUUUGACUCUAGAGACUCUUAGAUUCUGAUUUUUGGCCGUGGACCUCGUUCUUCGCUUUUUUCCGCUUUCCACGACAAGCGCUUGCGUCCUUUGCGGCAGGUACUCUUGUAUGACCCAAUGCUUUUGAACUGCUAGACCGGGCCCGGAGGUGCGGUAAACACAUAAAUGCAAUCAAUCUGUGCCGAGGGACCCUGGUUUGACCAGGUUUCCAAAUUGCGAUCAUCAAAUCUUAUGAAUACUUCUCCGUCACUGAUGAGUAGACUCGAGAUGCCGCAAUCCACAUCCCCUCAUACUGUGACGGCAGACUCUACUCAAUCCUCCUAUCAGUCUCUAUUCCAGAUUGGGGCAGAAUUUCCACGGUUUGUGGUUCCUUAUCGCUGGUGGGAAGAUGAGGCUACCAGUAUCCUGUGGGCAUUUAACAUCCCCGAAAUCCGUCAAGUCAUCCGCUAUGGACUGUUUCGAGAUGAGAACUUUCCACGAAAUUCCCUUCUGAGUCGCAACGCUGAUACCAUCGAUGCUUUUCUCGUGGCGCUGUCGGACCCACGCGAGCAUCAACUCCUGGGUAGUCUCUCCCAUGUGCAGCGAGUGGAAGAGAUACUACGACGUUCGAAGAUCCAGCCAUUCCAGCCAGUGCCCUGGAUGUGGUUUCCACCACAACCGGGCCAUGAUUUGAAUGCUCGAGAAAUCGCCGAAGCGAUUGAGGCAGAAAGCCACCACCAGUUUCGCAAGAUCUGCUUCGAAGAGAUUGUGCGUGCAUCUCUUGGAUAUAAUGCGGUCUCGGUCGAAUGGUUUCUCCUACAGCAUACCGCGCUAUACAAUUAUAUUUACAACCAUCUUCAUACCUACCCAGAGGAGAUCCCUCUCUAUCUAGAAGCAGAGAAGCAUUUGCGAACUAAAAGUCCCUUUGCCCAUCGAGCGUUGAUACACUGCAUUCGCAUCCUACAACCAGAUUCAGCUUGUGAAAUGCCCCAGGCGCUCACUCCAGGCUUCGGAUUUAUAGCAGGUCCCGUCCAGGUGCUAUUCAGAGACCAACCGCCAAGCUUGACCACCGUCCUCAAAAUCUUUAGUGUCUUGGCAGUUCGAUUCCGACGCCACUACAUCCAUACUGCCAAAAUGGAAUGGCAUUUACCAUUAGACACUUCCAUAUUAUUCCUAGAAGAUUGUUUGAAUUCGACUUCGCCCAAAGACCUGGCCCGCACGAUGACAGGGACCGACGAGCUCGAUUUCUCCGGAUUGUCCCGACAGAGCAUCCUCGCAAACGACAACUUUGUGCGAAGGCUUCUGACCAAUUGGCAUGACCUCAGUAUAUCAGUAUGGGAGUGCUGCACUGCAUUACCAGACAUUGUCCCAUUCCUGCGAGAGUGUGCGCAGGCCCUCCUUAAUGCCCAAAAUUACCAUUCGCUAACGGCCCUCGCCGUUGGUUUCUACCGAUACAACACUACAGCGCGUUCGCGAGGCCUCAAUAGCACCAUUGACGGCAUGGUCGUCACGGAUCCUCUUCUUCUUCCACCUGAAGUGGUCAUCAUCACUAACCCUGCCGAAAACUAUGCGUCUUAUCGACAGCAGUACUGCGAAAAUCCCGGAAUUCCAUUUCUCAUCCCUCACCUUCGUGACUACCAGCAGCAUGGAGAAUCCGCUAUCCAGCCCUUGCUCCAGUAUCUGCAAGUCCAAAUGUCGGCCAAGACGUGAAACGUUUCAUCGACGCUAAUUCAUACCUUCCCUUGCUGUCGGUGAGAGAAAGGAAGUGACCUACUUCCGCUCUAUGUGUGGCUGCAAGUGGCUGCAGAUGGUCAUGCUAUCUGGGCUCUAUGACAAGGGACCGUUUCGAAGUCUGGUGUUUGUCUAUGGCGCUGGAAAUAUUAUAGAUGAAAUUUAUUUGGGUGACUUGGCUUGCUUGUUUAGAUUGCUUCGGGUUUGAUGGCACUGCGUCCUUCUACGAUAUACCCAUUGCUGCCAUCUGCAAUGCCGGCCGUCUGGCGUUCCUGUGUUUAGUCUAUACGACCGGUAUUUUUAUUUGAUCUUAUACCUCCUUUCAUUUUCCUUUCUGUCACACGAGAUGAGGGGGUAGGGGGUCUAUAAUAGAUCCUAUUAAGACUAGGUGGCAUGCAUCCCAGCCCGGCCUAUUGGAGCCAAAUGGACGCGCAUCUGCCAUCAGGCAACUGGGACAGGCAACUGUGAACAACCGAGACCCAGACUGGUAGUGAAAACCAGCAUGACUCCCAGUAUGCCAUGCGAAAGAGAUUUUACGAAUCAUAUCAAGUCCAUCGCGCCCGAAGCGCCCGAAUAU
This is a messenger RNA of Penicillium brasilianum, 2564 nucleotides long. The record is from the annotation of a GenBank genome assembly. Lineage: Eukaryota; Fungi; Ascomycota; Eurotiomycetes; Eurotiales; Aspergillaceae.